This is a messenger RNA of Ictidomys tridecemlineatus (thirteen-lined ground squirrel), 1331 nucleotides long. Lineage: Eukaryota; Metazoa; Chordata; Mammalia; Rodentia; Sciuridae. The record is from RefSeq and is a predicted model, not a curated record.
UAUUAAGUCAUUUGAAAAUCACCCUGCUUGUGCAAAAAUUAAGGAACACCUAACUAAACAUAUAUGUUAUUGAAAGAUCACAGGUACCAGGUGACUCUCGUCUCUGCUGCUCCUGAGAAAGUGAUUUGUGAAAUGAAAGUAGAAGAGCAGCAUGCUAAUAAAAUGGGCACACUCCAUGGUGGUUUGACAGCCACCUUAAUAGACAGCAUAUCAACUGUGGCUUUGCUGUGCUCAGAAAGGGGUCUGCCUGGAGUCAGCGUUGACAUGAACAUAACGUACGUAUACAAACUACCCCAGAGGCCUUUUGCUUUGAUAAAUCACUUCAAACCAUUAAGACACUGUUUGUAAUACUAAUGAAGUAUGAAAUUUAGUUAAACGCAACUAGAGAUUUUCGCUAAAAGAUUAUGUGGCCUUAAAAACUAGAACUAAAACACAAUUAAUUUCAAGUAUAGUUACCUUGAUGUUUUGAGAUUGGUUCCAGGACUCUGCUCAAAUCCCUCAUAUGAAAAGUCAUUUUUAUUUGGACACAGUGGCACACGACUAUAAUCCCAGCUACUCAGAGGCUAAGGCAGGAGGGAUGGCACGUUUGAGACCAACCAUGGCAACUUAGCAAGACACUGUCUCAAAAACUAAAAAGGGCUGGGAGAGGUAGCUCAGUGGUAAAGCUCCCCUGGGUUCAAUCCCUCAUAUUAGAAAAAAUAAAAUGACAUCUUUAUGUAUAAUCUAUACGUUUCCAUGCAUUCCAAAUCAUCUCUAGAUCACUUAUAAAACCUAAAUAAAUGCAAAUGGCAUGUAAAUAGUUGUUGUGCUGUAUUGUUUGGGAAAUAAGAUAUGUGUUCAGUACAGACACAACUUUUUCUUCAAACACCUUCAAUCCACAGGUGGUUAAGUCUGAGGGUGGGGAAGCUACAGACACAGAGGGCCAGCUGUACAGUCAAUAGUCAAAGGUAAAUGACCCCAAACAUCCAAACAGCACACAGCUUCUAAUAUUCUCCUAGUGGGGAAAAAAGUCACACACUCAACGGUUUGUUUCAUACAGUCCUUAAAGUACUACUGGUAUUGCUGCAAACAUUUUUAUAUGUAUUGAGUACAUACAUACAGAAAAAUCUGAAUAAAAUUAAAAGCAAAGUUGAACGUUCCACCUGUGUAUGUGAGCUUGUGAACUAUAGUGUCAGCAGCAAUCCUGGAUCUCAUGACCUGAAACCUGCACAGCAGAACCAGAGAAGCAGGCCCUAGAUGUCUGUCACUCCAUGUUGUGAAAAUGCCUUCAGGGACCCAACUACCAAAUGUGAAACAUUCAGUUUUCCAACAUGAACUAGUAAUGUCAGUCC